AUGACCUCGAACGCAGCAACGCGGCACACCUCCAAUCCCCACGACGCGCCCACAACCGGCGGCAGCAGGGCCGACGCAGAGCCUGCGGGCCGCAGCCUGCAGCAACCGGCCAGCGACGGUGCUCACGCCGGCGGACACGGCGGCGAGAGCUCCCAGCAAGCAGCCAUUGCGUCUGGCAGCGGCGCCGGCGCCGUCGUGGGGGCCCUCAUGGCCUCAAUUCGGAGCCCUGUGAGCACCGCCACAGCCGGCCUGGUCAGCGACAGCUCGGAUAUCGACAAUGGUGUCCCCGCCGGCAGCGCGCGCUCGCCAGCCGGGCAAAGCUCUGAGCGGCGGCACCACCGCCCGCGAAAGCACGAGCAGCAGGGGAAGGAGCAGCACGGGAAGGAGCAGCAGCAGGAGCAGCAGCAGCGACAGCAGCAGCAGCAGCAGCAGCACCCGCGGCAGCAGCACCACCGCCCUCGCGGCAGAGUGUACCAGGGUCGCUGCGUGGGCGCGACCGGCGGGUGGUGCGGCGGUUACCAGUCCCAGUCCCUGGUCGAUUUCAGGGCCCCUCCUAUCAUGUCCAAGCCCUGCGCCAGCGGCUGCAGCGGCGUGGGCAACUGCCGCGGAGACACCGGCACAUGCGACUGCCCGGCAGGCUGGGGCGGGCCGAGGUGCGCGGGUAUCUGCGAUGACGACAUCGGCGCUUGCUACUGCGACCCCAAGCUCGGAAACCCCAAGUAUGGGCGCAUCCCUGCGCCCGAGGGCAGCCCGCCGGGCACGCUGCCGGUGCAGGAGGGGCGGCCGCUGUUCGACCCCUGCAGCCGGCUGGCGGACGACGGGAAGGGGAACAAGCUGAAUUGGCACCACAUCACAGUGCCAUACGACAAGGUGUACGGGCCUGAGGGGUGGUGCGUGCUCAACGCCCCAAAGAUUCCGGUGUGCGGCUGCGGGCUGGAUGGCUACGGCGGCGCCGGCUGCGGCCUGCGCUCCGAGAUGGUCUGCCCCAACCAGUGCAGCGGCCGCGGCGCCUGCCGCCGCGGCUUCUGCGCGUGCGACGCCGGCUGCUGA
This is a messenger RNA of Monoraphidium neglectum, 1050 nucleotides long. RefSeq names its product exostosin-like glycosyltransferase. The coding region runs from base 1 to 1050 and encodes 349 amino acids. The record is from RefSeq and is a predicted model, not a curated record. The transcript is spliced from 6 exons. Lineage: Eukaryota; Viridiplantae; Chlorophyta; Chlorophyceae; Sphaeropleales; Selenastraceae.